Haliotis rubra (blacklip abalone) is the source of this 1725-nucleotide messenger RNA. RefSeq names its product arylsulfatase B-like. NCBI's taxonomy places the organism in Eukaryota, Metazoa, Mollusca, Gastropoda, Lepetellida, Haliotidae. The record is from RefSeq and is a predicted model, not a curated record. The transcript has 8 exons. Bases 77 to 1702 code for a protein of 541 amino acids.
GGAGUAGCGUUAAGUAUUUCCUGUCUGGAGAAGUGACUACCAGGUCACAGGAGCCUCGUACACAGCACCGUACACGAUGAUGUGGUUUGAGGUGCUGUCCCUGUGUCUGCUAACAGCCAUCCAACGUGUAGUUCUACAAUCAACCCGUCCCCAUAUCAUCUUCAUUGUCGCUGAUGACAUGGGAUGGCAUGACAUCAGCUUCCAUGGAUCAGAAAUCAAAACUCCGUUCAUUGACUCCCUGGCGUACAAAGGCAUCAUCCUGAACAACUAUUAUGUGUCCCCUAUCUGCAGUCCCACCCGGACAGCCAUACUAACUGGGAGGCACCCCAUACAUACAGGAAUGCAGCACGGUGUGAUACUUGGUGCCUCUCCGUACGGCCUCUCUCUGAAUGAGACCAUCAUGCCGCAGUACCUGAAGGAGCUCGGGUACGCCACUCACAUCGUGGGGAAGUGGCACCUGGGCCAUUAUACAGAGAACCACACCCCCACUAGGAGAGGUUUCGACUCCUUCUUGGGCUUCUACCUCGGCCACGAGGACUACUACGACCACUCCGCCGAGGACGGAUGGGGGGGAUACUGGGGUUACGACUUCCGGCGGAACCGGGCAAUAGAACGGGGUUACGGUGAAACAUAUUCCACCGAGCUGUACACGCAGGAAGCAAACGCGAUUCUCCGACUCCACAAUACAUCACAGCCUCUGUUCCUGUGGCUGGCUCACCAAGCAGUGCAUGCCGGGAACUACAAUGGCGAUCCGGUCCAGGCACCUCAGAAAUAUGUCGAGAGAUUCCCUGGCAUCGAAGACGUCCCCAGGAAGACAUUUGCUGGGAUGACCUCGGCGUUGGAUGACUCCGUCGCCAGCGUCUUCCAGACACUGGAGGAGACGGGGAUGAUAAACAACUCCAUCAUUAUCUUCACCACAGACAACGGCGGACCCACCAACGGCUACGACAGGAACUCUGCUUGUAACUGGCCACUCAGGGGCUGCAAGAACACGAUGUGGGAAGGAGGGGUGCGGGGAAAUGGCUUCAUCUACAGCCCUCUACUCUCUACAUCCGGGUACGUCCAGGAGAACAUGAUGCAUAUCACUGAUUGGCUGCCAACUCUCUACCACGCAGCCGGAGGUGACGUCAGCAAGCUCAGGAACCAAGAUGGCUACAAUCUGUGGGAAAUGUUGUCAACCAAAGGUGAUGCUGUGAGAUACGAGAUCAUACACAACAUCGACCCAACAGCAAACUUUUCAGCUAUAAGAGUGGGCGAGUUCAAGUUGGUAGAUGGGCAUGUCUCGGGUGGUAAAUAUGACUCGUGGUAUCCCCCUCCGGAAGCUAAUGCUGUCGACAUAAACCGGUCCCUCAGCGGCAGCCCUUCAACUGACAACAUCGCCGUCGUCGGUCAACCUAUUGAUGUGAAAUGCGGACCUAAACCACUAGAUGCUGAGAUCAACUGUAAACCCGAGGUAGCCCCAUGCUUGUUCCACAUUCCAAGCGAUCCGUGUGAGUUCCACAACAUUGCUGCGUCACAUCCGGCGGAAGUGCAGGCUCUGCUGGACCGGAUUAAUGAGUAUAGAAAAACGAUGGUUCCGCCCUCCAACAAACCGAUAGACCCCCGGGCCAAUCCCGCCCUUCACGGUGGGGCAUGGGGACCAUGGCUUGCGGAUGAACAAGGGUUGAUCAGCAUACCAAAUAUUAUCGGCAGACAUGUUUAAUGUUGAAUAAAAAUGUUUCUCUA